CCAGAGGCAGUGGCACCAAGGUGCAGCGGCGCUCGACGUCCGGCGCGCCCAGGCAUAUAGAGCGAUCGCUGCAACACAACACCCGCAGCGGUAGCCGCAGCGAUCGAAAACGGACGCGCUUUGGGCCCUCGUAGAAACCAUGCGGCGCUGGGCAGGCCUCAUCGUCGCCGCCUGCGCUGCGGCCGUCUCCUUCCCGAGCGUCCGGCCCAAGACGCAGAAGGUCGUCCUCCAGCGCAAGCAGCCCGUUCCACAAAAACCGGACGACUACGCGCGCGACAUCUACCAGGCGAUCAAGCGCGACGACUGGCCGUCCGCGCUCCAGGCCUACCAGCACGCGCGGCGCGCGCGCGCUCGAUUGCCGACGAACUGCUACAAUGGCAUUUUGAACGGCCUCGCGAAGCGCGCCGACGGCGACGCUUGUGCGAGUGUCUUCGAGGACAUGCGCGUUUUGUCCGUCGAGCCCACUGAAGCAUCAAGGACGGCCCUGGCCAAGGCCCACGCCCUGAAUGGCGACGGCGACAAAGCCCUUGAGGCGUUGAGAGGAGGUACGGACUGGACGCCGAAGUUACGGACCUACGCGCCGGUCCUCAACUGUUUAUUUUCAUCGGGCCGCGUCGAGGACGCGCUCCGAGUGUGGCGCGAGAUGGUUUCUAGAAGCGUGCGGCCGUCGGGCGAGUUGAUUGUAGCUGCUGUUGCCGCUAUUGAUGAUGACCAUACGUUAGCUACGUUCCUCGGAAGUCUAGGUGAUGUUUGUUUGAAUAGAAAACAGCUCGAGGCCAUACAGCAACGGGCAGGUGGCUCUUUUAUGCACGUAACAAACGGCAAACUAGGUAACUUACAACUCCCCGGCGCCGGUUUGACAACGACGGAACUCGCGAGUGUCCGACAAGGCCUCUUCGACGCGGCAUCACAAUCUUCCGAAAGAGACAAAAACGAGCUCGAAAAGUUCGACGGCUUUCUCAGGGACCACCCCUGGCGCUUCACGGCGGUCGUGGACGGGCCGAACGUCGCGUACCUAAAUCAGAACUACGACGGGGGCCGGUUCCGGCCGCUGCAGAUCAAGGCUGUGGUGGACGUGCUCGAGGCGCGGGGCCACCGCGUCCUCGUCACGCUACCGGCGAAGUACUGCGAGGCCGUCGUGCCGAACCACUCGAAGUUCGCGACGCCUCUGCCGAGCCAGGAGGCCGAGCAGGCUCUGGAAGCGGAGGAGAUCGCGUUGUUGGAGGAGUGGCGCAUGCGGGGCAUGUUGUAUGCGGUGCCUCGCGCGUGCCACGACGACUUGUACUGGAUUCUGGGGACAACUUAUAAUUGUCUGGCGGUGUCGAACGAUCGAGCAAGGGACCACUGGACGGGGGUCUUUGACAGUGAGGCGCAGUAUCGGAGGUGGUCUCGGGCGGCGGUCGCGUCCGUGGCCAUCUCGCCGGACGGCGUGGAGCUGUCUUGUCCGCCGGUGCACGAGCAUGCGAGCUUCGCCUCCAUAUCUUCUGAGGGGGCUUCUAUCGCGGUGGCGCCGGAAGAGGACGCGGGAGAGUGGCUCCGCGUGGACGUUGUGUUUAAGCAAAAUUGAUAGUU
Messenger RNA from Pelagomonas calceolata, 1572 nucleotides. Lineage: Eukaryota; Pelagophyceae; Pelagomonadales; Pelagomonadaceae. The record is from the annotation of a GenBank genome assembly.